GUAGCGCGGUGCCGCUUUUUCUAAGAUACGUAUUUUAUUGUGUGUUUAAAUAAUGUUAAAACAUUGAAUUGUAUAACAUGUUAAAAAGCGCAGAUUCGUGUUCCAUUUCUAUAAAAUAUGGAGGCAUUUGGCACAAAUAAUGUGCCUUCUCUUUCCACAUGUCAGCAAUAAAUUAAGCGUUUUAAAUUAUUUUAAUAAUUAUAACCCUUGUAAUUUGAACGAGUAUGUAACGAUGAGUCAUCGCCGGCGUUGUCUGCAGGUGGCGGCGAUGACGAGCAGCACGACGUCGGACAAGACCAUCAACACGAGCACGGACAGCGCCGCCACCGCCCUCACCUCCGUCACCGGCACCGACGACUCCAUGGACGCCGAGCCCGAGCCCCCCGCCUGCCUCAUGGACGAGCCCCCGCCCCCGCCGCCCGCCACCGCGCCUCCCUCCUACCACCGCGCGCGCGCCUCCUGCGACUACGACGCGCCCGCGCACCCGCACUCCGCCGCCGCCGCCGCGCCCGCGCGCUUCGUCUUCGACCUGCCCCCGCCCGACCCCGAGCUUCCGCCGCCCCCGCAGCCACCCCAGCCCCCGCCCCCGCAGCAGCCGCCCCCGCCGCCGCCGCCGGAGAAGCGCAACCGGACCCAAGUGAGCCAGACCAGCGGCCCCUCCACCUCAAUCCAGAUCCCUUUCGACCCGAAGCUCGAGCAGCCCCGGAGCCCGAAGGCGAACACCUCCAAGUACGAGACCCACUUCAAGUUCGAGCCGGAGGCGACGAGGCGGCGGGGCAGCGAGCCGCGCCUGAAGAACAAGCAGAAACAGGAGUACUACAAGGAGGAGGUGGCCAAGCUGCGCCGACAGCUAGAGGGCACGGAGGUGUUUACCACUAGCAGGAGAAGAUCCUCCACGCACCAGCACUCCGUGCCGCCUGUCUCCUCCAGAAGACAGUCUACCGCCCAAGUCCACGUCACAGCGAACCCCCUGGAGUCAGCAGCGUCCAUCCCGUCCGGGCGGACGACGAUCGUGGUGCAGCAGCCAUCCCUGUCCCUGGACUACGGGGGCUGCUCCACGAUCCUGGUGCGGGACGAGGACGGCCGCCGCGCCAGCCGCCAAGACCACAUCCAGCAACUGCUGGACGUCACCAGCCAGUUCACGUCCGAGGACCUGCAUGAGUUUGACAAGAGGUACGGCAGCCCGCACCACUCGCGGUCGCAGUCGGUGAAGGCGGCGCGGUCGCGCACGGGUGAGCGGCAGCUGCUGGGCCUGCCGCAGCAGCGCGCGCGCGUCGCCUCCAUGCCCAACACCGGCGUCGAGGAGGAGUACUAUCGCCUGCGACACUUCAGCAUCACCGGCAAAGGUGUGGUGAACCGCGGCGACUCCCUGCGGUCGCGGCGGUCGCGAUCCAACACGUCGGUGGCAUCGAGCGCGUCCAGCACCGAACCCGCUACCCGGGCAUCGGCGCCCUGCUCGCUCGCCUCUUCCAGGUUCGGUUCCAGAGACUCGUCCGCUGGGCUGAGCGCGUACCGGGUACUGGUGCUGGGCGGACCGGGCGUGGGCAAGUCCAGCCUGGUGGGGCAAUUCAUGACCUCGGAGUACCUCCACGCGUACGACACUAGCAUCGACGACGAGUCUGGUGAGAAGUCGGUGUGCGUGCUGCUGGCGGGCGAGGAGUCGGAGAUCACUUUUCUGGACGAACCUCCCGAUUACAUGGUGACGGAAGGCUGUGCGCACGGGUACUGCGUGGUGUACUCGACCGCGGACCGCGCCAGCUUCGCGGAGGCGGAGCGGCGGCUGCAGGCGCUGUGGGCGGCGGGCCACACCUCGCGCCGCGCCGUCAUCCUCGUCGGCAACAAGGCGGACCUCGCCCGCUCGCGCGUCGUGCCCACUGACGAGGGCAAGGCGCUGGCGACGUCGUACGAGUGCAAGUUCAUCGAGACGUCGGUGGGGAUCAACCACAACGUGGACGAGCUGCUGGUGGGGCUGCUGACGCAGAUCCGGCUGAAGCAGCAGCACGCGGAGCGCGCCCGCAAGCGCAGCACGUCGCGCAAGACGCGGGCGCGCGCGCGCUCCCCCGCCGCCCCCGCCGAGCCCGACCCGCCCGCCUCCGCCGCCAGCACGCCGCGCAAGCGCACCAGGCUCUCCGCCAGCGUCAAGGUGCGCGGUCUGCUGGGCCGCGUGUGGGCGCGGGACUCCAAGUCCAAGUCGUGCGAGAACCUGCACGUGCUGUAGCACGCGCCCGCCGAGCCCGUGGCCUGCUUCCCCUUCUUCGACUGCGCGCCCAACCUCGCCUAACUUCAUACCUUACAACUUCGUACCGAACCUAACUUCAUGGCGUCGAGCUUGGAUAAAAAGACAUAUUAAGUAUAGUCUCAUUUCGUUUCGAUGUGAAGUAACUACAUAAUUUUGGCUCAUCUAACUAAUGAUUAUACGAGUCGAGAUUAUAUUAUAAAGGUUAAAGAGCUAUUAUAAUCCAGCAUUACAGUAGCGACGUCACCUUUGUAGUAAUAACCAUAAUUAAUUAUUUGUAACUUAAUUAUUAUCCGAGCUCGACUAUUACAUAAACCGUUUAAGCAAUUUACGUAGGACAUUUAA
Messenger RNA from Aricia agestis (brown argus), 2581 nucleotides. RefSeq names its product leukocyte receptor cluster member 8 homolog. Gene Ontology annotation, cellular component: plasma membrane. Gene Ontology annotation, molecular function: GTP binding; GTPase activity; calcium channel regulator activity. The record is from RefSeq and is a predicted model, not a curated record. NCBI's taxonomy places the organism in Eukaryota, Metazoa, Arthropoda, Insecta, Lepidoptera, Lycaenidae. The transcript is spliced from 9 exons. The coding region runs from base 140 to 2218 and encodes 692 amino acids.